UGGAUUUAAUCAAUAAAAUCCCGGAUUUUCAUGAGUAGUAGGGGAAAUUCACAGGAGCUCAAUCAAAAAUAAAACAUUCCAGGAAAACAACAAGAGAAAUGUCAAAAUGGUUCGAUAAGGAUAUAUUUGUUUGUUACUCUGAAAAUUUUCGAGAAAGAAUGUUUCCUGUGUCUCAAUUUUCGUGUCGAAGUACAAUGUAUCGAAUAGUUUAAUGUAGCUGUGUUGGAAUAUUUUAAAAGUUGUUCAUAAGAAAUUUAUCGACUGACACCUAUAAAGUAUUUAUUUUAAAAUGGAGUCGUUUUUGAGUUUAUUUGAUUCUGGUGUGUCUGAUUCUAAAACUGAAGAAUUCAGCUUAGACAAUGUUAGUAAUCAGGAAGCUUUACCUCCUGAACCACAACUAGGAAAUGUAGAAUAUAAAUUAAAGAUAGUUAAUCCCUCAAAGCAAAGAUUUGAGCAUUUGGUCACCCAGAUGAAAUGGCGCCUUCGUGAAGGAAAUGGGGAGGCAAUUUACGAGAUUGGUGUUGAAGAUAGUGGGAACCUGACUGGUCUUUGCAACAAUGAUAUGAGUGCAAGUUUGCAUUCUUUACAGCGUAUGGCUAAGAAGUUGGGGGCUACCACCACAAUUUUAAGAAAACGCAAACUCGAUAAUAAUAGAACUGUUGCAGAAGUACUUGUGAGAAAAAUUCCAGAUGAUCAAGACAACAUUGAGAUAAGGAUAGCAGUUUUGGGAAAUGCAGAUGCUGGUAAAUCCACCUUACUGGGUGUCUUGACUCAAGGAAGCUUGGACAAUGGCCAAGGAAGGGCUAGAUUGAACAUGUUUCGUCAUUUGCAUGAAAUUCAAAGUGGGAGGACUUCGUCCAUUUCUCAUGAAAUAUUGGGUUUCAAUUCUAAGGGUCAGCCAGUUCAUUACAGUUACAGUGAUCUGAUAACAGCAGAAAAGAUUUGUGAAGCAUCAACAAAAUUAAUCACAUUCAUAGAUUUAGCAGGUCAUAAGAAGUAUUUUAGGACAACCAUUCAAGGUUUAUCAGGUUAUUCUCCUCAUCAUGCUAUGCUUGUGAUAUCUAGUACAGCAGGUGCUACUGGUAUGGCCCAAGAACACCUUGCAUUAGCAGUUGCUUUAAAUGUACCUUUCUUCAUAGUUGUAACAAAAACCGACCUUGUAUCUCCAGUGAAUACUGUCAAAAGUUUGAAAUCCUUCUUAGAACAAAUCGGUAUCAGAAGAGUCCCUCUGGUAGUAGAAACAUUAGAUGACGUAAUAACUGCUGGAACUAACCAGCUUCUGGCGAAUGUCGUACCAAUAUUUUGCGUAUCUUCAGUCAAUGGUGACGGUCUAGAACUUCUGCUUAAAUUUCUACAUGUUCUGCCACCUGGAAUAAGCUCCAAAGAAAGAGAUAGGUUGGAACAAGAGCCUGCAGAGUUUCAAAUCGACGAAAACUUUCGAGCUGGUAACAUCGGCCAGGUUUUGGGGGGUUUGUUGACUAAGGGUGUGAUUUCGGAAGGUACUAAAUUGCAAAUUGGACCAAUGAAAGAUGGUUCCUUCCGCAGGGUUUGCGUCAAAUCUAUACAUAGAAAUAGAGUGCCAUGCAGGGCAGUAAGAGCUGGCCAGAGCGCAGCUAUUUGUCUGGAUACUCACAUACCGAAUCUAAGGAACGGUAUGGUUCUAGUCGGUAACAAUGUGACGGCUUCUGGAUGUGAUUUCUUCCAAGCCACAAUUUCUGUGAUCUACCAUGCUACAGCGAUUCGUAAAGGGUUUGAAACUACAGUGCACAUUGGAAAUAUUAGACAAACAGCUGUUUUAGUUGGGAUAUACAACUCGGAAUCUCUUCAAACUAAUGAUACUGCAUCUGUUCUCUUCAGGUUCAAAGGGCAUUCUGAAUAUGUGACCAAAGGUCAACGACUGCUGUUCAGGGAAGAAACUGCCAAAGGUAUCGGUGAAAUUACCCAGGUAUUCCCCAAGGAAUAGUAAUUAUCUACUUUCAGUAUUUAAAUGUCUGUUAAACAAAGUAUUGUGGUGUGAUUGGUGCUAAUAUUAAUCUUUGACCAAUCAAAAUUGUCUUACCAAUUAAGUCUUUGUGACAAUGUUAUGUAUUUUAUUCAAAAAAUUUACUUAUUUCAACAAUUCGCAUAUUUGUGAAAAUAUACGUGACAUAUUAGAUCGGGCAUCAAAAUUGUAAUGUAUGUACAAAAUAGUGAAACUUUAAGAUGACAUAGUUUUUUAUUAGAUGUACUUUUAUUUUUGUGGAAAUAUAAUUGUUUUUUGUCA
Molecule: messenger RNA, 2263 nt
Organism: Harmonia axyridis
Lineage: Eukaryota; Metazoa; Arthropoda; Insecta; Coleoptera; Coccinellidae
Product: GTP-binding protein 2
Exons: 7
Coding region: 290-1963 (557 amino acids)
Biological process (GO): translational elongation
Molecular function (GO): translation elongation factor activity; GTPase activity; GTP binding
Source: RefSeq, a predicted model, not a curated record